Molecule: messenger RNA, 7172 nt
Organism: Boleophthalmus pectinirostris (great blue-spotted mudskipper)
Lineage: Eukaryota; Metazoa; Chordata; Actinopteri; Gobiiformes; Gobiidae
Gene: tapt1a
Product: transmembrane anterior posterior transformation 1a
Exons: 14
Coding region: 133-1950 (605 amino acids)
Biological process (GO): positive regulation of cilium assembly; maintenance of protein localization in endoplasmic reticulum
Cellular component (GO): ciliary basal body; endoplasmic reticulum membrane
Source: RefSeq, a predicted model, not a curated record
GUAUGGUCCAGACCGUAGACUGUAUGGUCCAGUCUUAUACUAGACUUUCACACAGUCUCUGGUCCUGACGCUGAUGACGUUGAGCAGCGCGCGCACGACGCACCGCGCACGGCGGCAGCUUCUAAAGUAAAGAUGGCGGACAUGAUGAGCUCGGAGCUGUCAGAGGAGAAGGAGCCUGAUGGUCGAAGGAGGAGGCACACACGGCCGUGGGAUGACUCAUAUAAGUCCGCAGAGAUGCCGCUAACUCCGGGGAACCCCGAAACUCUGGGCUUUUACGACGUUAGCCACGUUGGCGACUUGACAAGUGAUCAGCAGGAGCACUCCCCAGAUCCAUCGCUGUCACGCUUCAUUUGUACAGAACUCACCAGUGGCUAUUUCCUGGAGCACAAUGAGGCUAAAUACACAGAGCAGCGGGAGAGGGUGUAUACAUGCAUGCGGAUACCCAAAGAACUGGAGAAGCUGAUGCUGUUUGGCUUCUUCCUGUGCAUGGACGCCUUCUUGUACGCGUUCACCCUGCUGCCCCUCAGGGUGCUGCUGGCCACGCUCCGCCUCCUCACACUGCCCUGCUGCGGCUUUAGUGGGAGUCGACUGCUGCAGCCGGCCCAGGUGUGUGACAUGCUCAAAGGCCUGAUCCUGCUCCUGUGUUACUAUAUGAUGCACUAUGUGGACUACGCAAUGAUGUACCACCUGAUCCGCGGGCAGUCUGUUAUCAAGCUCUACCUCAUCUACAACAUGCUGGAGGUGGCCGACCGGCUCUUCUCCUCCAUCGGUCAGGACGUCCUGGAUGCUCUGUACUGGACGGCCACUGAACCUAAAGCCCGAAAGAGGGACAACAUCGGAGUCAUCCCCCACUUCAUCAUGGCUCUCUUCUACGUCUUUCUCCACGCUAUCCUCAUCAUGGUGCAGGCCUCCACACUCAACGUGGCCUUCAACUCCCACAACAAGUCUCUGCUGACCAUCAUGAUGUCCAACAACUUUGUGGAGAUUAAAGGAAAUGUUUUCAAGAAAUUUGGGAAGAGCAAUUUAUUCCAAAUGUCAAACAGUGAUAUUAAAGAAAGAUUCACCAGCUAUAUCCUGCUCCUCAUUGUGGUUCUGAGGAAUAUGGAGCAGAUGGCGUGGAACAUGGGUCAUCUGUGGAAGUUGAUUCCCACUGUCGUGAUGGUGGUCAUAUCCGAGGUUGCUGUGGACAUUAUCAAACACGCUUUCAUCACCAAAUUCAACAACAUCCGUGCAGAGGUGUACAGCGAAUACAGAGCCAGCCUGGCCUUUGAUCUCCUCAGCAGCCGACAGAAAAAUGCUUAUACAGACUAUAGUGAUUCUGUUGCCCGCAGGAUGGGCUUCAUUCCUCUGCCCUCUGCUGUUCUGCUGAUCAGAGUGGUCAUGACUUCAGUGAAAGUACAAGGAGCACUGGCAUACACUUGUGUGUUCCUCUUGUAUCUUGGACUCCUCACACUCAAAGUUCUCAACAGUAUCGUGCUGCUGGGGAAGUCCUGUGUCCUCAUUAAGAGAGCCAACAUGGAGGACAAACUUUAUGAGCAACCUGCAGCUUCAGAGAGCACAGCCACCACAGAGGCAACACAGAAUGACACAGAGCCAGCGCCGUGUUCUACUCCCACAGCCGAAUCCGUGGAGGAGCAGCUGCCCGCCACGCCCCCCAAACCCCCCAUCCCCAUCUCCUGCCAGCCCACCCCGCGGACCGACCUCUUCCCGCCUCCCCUCAUCGAGGUGCACGUCCCCGCCGUCGCCGCCACCUCCGCCAUCACCAUCACCGCGACCAUUCCAGACAACCGGCCCUCCACCCCGCCGCCGGAGCCUGAGCAGCCCAUCCCCUCGCUGUCCAAGGAGGAGGAGGGGGAACCAGGCGCCGACUCCGAACUGAGACAGAGGACUUCUAAGAAAGAGCUACUGGAGAUAGAUCGCUUUACUAUCUGUGGGAGCCGCAUUGACUAAAACUGAAGAGGGAUGGACAAAAUGUAGCGCUUAACCACUCAGGGAAGCCUGCCGGCAGCGGAUUACAGUAUUUAUUAUUGACAGUAUCGGCAAUACAUAAGUUAUUGGGUGGGUGAUGUUGUUGAACUUAACUAAUGGGUGAGAAUGGUGAAAAAGGGUGUGAAUGUGUAGCAGCUUUUUAACAUAGAUUUAAAGGUACACUGUGUAACCUUGUCACCAUGGAGAUAGAUGUAUGGCGUUGAACUAAUAAUAUAUCUUGCAUUUAUUCAAUUAGGGAUGCACCAAUCUAGCUUUUUCAGUUCUGAUUUUGAAACUAUAGACCUUUUUCACAAAGGCCAGAAGUGUCGCAAUGUAGGGUAACUGUCACUUACUUUAAUGCUUUUCUGUUGCAAAAUGUCUUGCGUAUUUUGCACCAGCUUCAUAAAUCAACAAAUCUUCAUCCAACAAGGUCGACAAAGGAAAUGUUCUGUCCGUGAAGAAUUUAUCCACAACUAUCAAGGUAAGAAAGACGAAAACUUAAAGCGAACAACGACGAGCAUUAGUGAACUACUCCUGAGCAAAACUAACAUUAUGGUCAUGAAUAAAACAUAAGUAAUAAGUAAUUCGUGAAUAAGUAACUUGUGAACUCAGACUGAUUCUACAGUUAAAAUUAAAAAUCAAUUUCAUGUUGUAGAUAUUGGCAUAGACAGAGAGAUUUGUGCAGAAUGAAUGCUACAGAUGUUCACAGAUUACAUGUCCAGCAUUUAAACUGCACAAAUCUCUCUGUCUAUGUUAUUAUCUACAUCAUGAAAUUGAUUUUUAAUUUUAAUUGUAAAAUCAGUCUGAGUUAACAAGUUACUUAUGUUUUAUUCAUGACCAUAAUGUUAGUUUUGCUCAGGAGUAGUUCACUAAUGCCAGUCGUUGUUCACCUUUAUGUUUUCGUCUUUCUUACCUUGAUAGUUGUGGAUAAAUUCUUCAUGGACAGAAUAUAUGAAGCUGAUGGAAAAUACGCAAGAUAUUUUCACAGAUAUUUUGCCAUAGAAAAGCAUUAAUCGUAAGUGACGUUUAUCCGUGCCCAUAUCCGAUACUAACAGAUACCAGUGUAUGGAUUGAAAACGUUUUCUCUCUAAAAUGUUAACAAAUGUUAUCAAAUUUUUAUGCAGUCUUAUUUAUCCUGCAAGUCACUACUGAAUAGCUUUGUAUGGAUUAAAGUUCAAACAUUAGGAGCUGCCCUUGGCCUAUAUCAGUCAGUACAUAAUACCAGUAUCUGUAUCUGUGCAUCCCUAUAUUCAAUUAUGGGUGUUUUUGUUUAGUUUUUUACUGCAAAGAAAAUCAUAUAUUCGUACGGUAAGCAAGACUGCCUCUCCAGUCUCCAGGGAUAGUUUAAUACUGUAUUGUGGAACAUUCUGGGGCAAAACAAUAACGCCUUCAUCUAGACUAGCAGGUGAGAAAAGUUACAUGGUGUACCUUUAAGUGCUUGGUUAGUGGUGUUUUGGACCAGCAAAAUGUGACACUUGAACUAUGAGUAACUACUUGCCAUGUUCAAGUUAAGUUUAUUUUGACUCAGCGGCUUGAAGUGCAAUAUGCCUUGUACGGAGCUCUGUAUGAUUUUUGCACUUAAUUUAUUAACAUGGCAAAAAGAAUCUAUUCAAAUGAGCCGUCUCAUUUGGAUUACUUGGUCAACAUUAUUUCCACAGUGGUUCAAAGUUGAAUUAUAACAUGAAUAAUCAUAAAUGCAAUGCAAUUCCUUUAUAUCUAAUAUGAUAUAGGGAGCAAAACUUUAUUUUUAGCUUCAGAAAUGCAAAGUAGUUUCGCUUAUACUUCACACAAAAAAGAAAGACAUUUUAGACUUUAAAUAACUUUUGGUAUACGUUUUAUACUGAAUUACUGAAUUUUAAAAUGUAUGUAUGGUAUUCAGUGGAGCUCAACAGUCUGACCCACUUCGAUGUCUGAAUUCCUACAUUUUCCUCAUAGACUUUUCCAAGAAAAUUUGAUAUUAAUAGUUAAAAGGCAUCGUGGUGGCUAAGCAGCAAUGUACAAACCAAUAUCGUAACGCAAACUACAAAGUUUAAAACACAAAAUUCUGUGAAAAUGUUAAUAAUUUUGCCAUUUAUAAAGAUUCACUGACAGAGUUUACAUAAAAGUAUAAGUCCUGUGGUCAUUCGUUACCACGUAGCGGAUUAACCCUGAGCAAGCUUUCAAACUUUUAAUAUCAUAAUUAUUUAGUGUAUGUAGAAAAUGGUCCGUUUACCAUUCGUCCUUUUGAAUUUCAAUGAAGAAUGAAAAACAAUAAAAUGGGAAAACAGUUUGAAAUCGUCUCAAUUAAAUUAACUUUAGACUUAGACAAACUUUAUUGAGUCACAAGGGAAAUGAUUUGAACACAAGCGCUCACACAUCACGAUAUAAUAACAAAGAGUGAAAAAUAUAUAUGGUAAUAAUAAAUUUCAAAUAAGUAGCAAAAAAGAUAGCAAGAGACAGGUGUCAAACAAAACAAAAAAAACUUUAAUUCUGUUUUUUUUUUGUUUGACACUAAAAUGGAAUAAUGAAAUAAACAGUUUUCCCAUUUUAUUGUUUCCCUUCUUAAUUGAAAUUCAAAAGAACGAAUGGUACACAGACCGAAAAUGAAUUGGAAAUGUAUUUCUGGAACCAGGGCGUGCGUGGUCACUGUUGAACUCCAUUAGCUUACACUAUUUAAUGACAAGUCAAAACUUCAUUUGUUUAAGUUUAAUGUUGCUGAAAGAACAGAUCUUCUCCAUUCCACAAAGGUGAAGAACAGAGUGACCAAAAAUGCCACUGCAAAAUAAUGUGUAAAAAUGAUUGAAUGACAAAAUGGUGUGCGUGAGCGUGUGUGUGAGUGAUAGAGGGCACUAGCACUUCAGUACAUCUACACAGGGAACCUAUUAUUUAUAAAUUAAUGACUCAGCUUCUGCUAAUUCAAAUGUGCCACCUGUGACAACCCGUAUUUACACAUUUCUGCAAGAUUAAGAAUGUCAUGUUUCAACUUGUUUUAAUGAGAGUGGUGCCAAUUUAACGUUUUUGCCUUAACUUCUUCAGCUGCCGAGCUUGUUGUAGGUUAAAAAUGGUCUCAAACAAGUAGCUUCAAUUAUAAUCUAAACUGUAAAAUGUUCUAAAACUACAAAUAUGACAAACAAUAUGAUGUAGCAUGUUAAUUAACACACAAUUUAUACCUGGAUCGUUUUCAGGAAGUUUUUCCAAAGUAUUCAAGAUGCACUAUGUAACUGAUGAUGGAGGUGCCACCUGCUUUUUUCCAUGCAGCUGUUAUUGCUUUUCCUGGAGUCCAAUUCAAGCAAAGCAAUAACAUCUCCAUGGAGACAAACCAGUAGCGAGCACUUUACUGCCCUACAAAGGCAAAAGACCUUAACUCAUCAGAGUGGGAAACUGAGAAAAAUGACUUCAAAGUUUCUGUUUUGUCCAGACAAAAUUAUAAUAAGCAGGACUCCCAAAAUUUGAUAACUAGUUGCUCUAAUGAGUAAAUAUUUGUAUGCGACAGAUACUGAGCUCAAAAUUGACCUUUGACCCUUAUUUGUCAGUUCCUGUUCUCUGCCUUUGUAUCAUGAACCAAAAAUAAGGAGUCGUGCAAAAGGCAAAAGGCAGGGACUGACAUGAUCAUUAUUUGCUUGAUUUUCUCUAGACUUCCAUUCAUUUUAAGAAAACCUCGCCAAGGUCGAGCCAUCAUGGUGUUUGUUUGAAAUGAUAUAGAAGACCUUUGGAUUUCAUAUUUAGUGCUGAUCAGGAUCGUGCGGUGACAAUUACACAGUUAAACAGUUUGACAGAUGAGUUACUUUGCAGUAUAGUGUGUACAGUAUGAGUAAAUACAUCAAAUACUUUCACAUUAAAGAUAAUUUAAGUAUAAUUGAAUACAAAGGUUUAUUUAUUUAAUGUGUUAAGACCCUGUGCCAAGGUCGCAACAAAAAGAAAGAGGCUAGAGGUUGGAAAUAUUUUAUCAACUAAAUCACAAACAAAACAAACACAGUCACUGCCUUUUGUCUUUGCACGACUCCUUAUUUUUGGCUCAUGAUACAAAAGCAGAGUACAGGAACUGACAAAUAAGGAUCAAAGGUCGAUUUUGAGCGAAAUAUUUUUCACGAUAUUUAUUCACAUGACAAAGGACGUCUCAAAUACAAACAAAAUAUUAGGGCAGUAUACCAGUAAAGUUACAGAGUACAUCUUUAAGCAAGUUCAAGCCAACAAGCACCAUUGCAUAUUAACUGUAAGAAGAAAUGUACAAUCAACCACAACGUUAACAGUCACCACUAAACCCAAAACUACCCAUACCGAGAAACCUGAAAUAACAUUAACAGUAUUUUCAAAUGCGAUUCAUCAAAGUGUAUAGAAGAACACAUUUGGAGUCAUGUUGUGGUACAGAGAUGAUGGCGGUAUUGUUUACACAGAUAAACACUGAGCCGUGUAGAGCGAUAAGACACAGACGCUUUUAUCUCUGUCACACAUGGGAUACGUUUCAUUACAUUUCAUUUUGUGCUCAGAAUGUUUUCGCACUGAAUAACCGCUCUGUCUUACAUCAGUUUUGCCAUUAAAGUUUACAUAGAAGUGAUGGGAGCGAUAUAUAUGUACCUACAGGAAUGCCUUUACAAUAUGCUUCAAAAUACUGAACCGCAUUUCAGUUUCUACAGAUUUCUAACAGCAGUUUACAAUGCCAAAUAGUUAUCAUACAAUAUGUCAUUGAUGCUAAACUGCCAAAUGUUCACUUCACUACACAUUUGUGUUUACUAAACUCUUUAAAAGUAUUAUGUAAGCAUGUACUGCAUGGCAUAAGUGCAUCUGAAAUCACAGUAGUCAACAUUCUGCAAAAGUUCAUGGAGAAAAAAAAAUGCUCUGUGCCAAAAAAUCUGAAAUUUGGGGUAGAAAUUUUGUAGAAUAUGCCGUUUUUAGAAUGAGAUUACUGUUUUAGAUUGAUGACACUAAAAAAUUAAUAAAUUACAUAUAAAAUACAUUUAAAUGCAGACGAUUUAUUUAGCAUUGUUGAUAAAAAGAUGUAUAUACUUGUAAGUGGUUCUGUUUUCAGAGCCUUGAGUGGUCUUCUUUACACAAGUGUGGCCCUGGUUUCAUGCACUUUUAUGGGGUUGUGUUAGCGGUGUUCCUCAGCAAGUUCUCACACACUGCCUGCUUUUUAUCUGCUUGGUUUACUGUGUAUUUAAUUAAUGACAUUUAUAUUGUGUAAAGUAUUUGUUUAUUUGGAUUAAUUAAAGUUGGUUUGUUAAUAA